Messenger RNA from Jaminaea rosea, 3525 nucleotides. RefSeq lists its product as hypothetical. Bases 1 to 3525 code for a protein of 1174 amino acids. The record is from RefSeq and is a predicted model, not a curated record. NCBI's taxonomy places the organism in Eukaryota, Fungi, Basidiomycota, Exobasidiomycetes, Microstromatales. The transcript has a single exon.
AUGAGCUCCUCGCGGGGAGCAGCAGGUCAGGACCCUUCGUCCCCUCAACGUCCCCUCUCGUCCAAGAGCAGCACUUCAUCUCUUCGCGGAAAGAGGUCUAGUGACACCCGCCGCACGCAUAAUGCCAGCGAUGAUCGCCCCAUAUUCGACGUCGCAUUGGGCCAUCACCAAGAGCCCAACGGCCACACGGAGUGGUACAAGAUUCAGGACCACGGCGUCAAGUGGGAGCGAGUCAUUCAUGCUGGCGUGCGCAUUCCCAUUGAAAAGCCACGAACGGCUUCGGGGAGUCACUCGCAUCACCAUGCUACGCCGUCGGGCAAUAGCAGCCCUGUAGACCAGCCAGAUGGUGCAGGCAAAACGCUCCGCAGGCAGUCAUCACGCGACGACCUCAGCUCGGCGUGGGGCCAAUUGGGCCAUUCGGAGCUCAAGGUCAUGAUACGUCAGGACGUCGUUACAGACUCGCACACCUCGGCCAAUCCGCACCAGCUCGGAGUUGUCACGCUCAACCUCGCAGAGCACGCGCCGUGUCCCAGGAACCACGUCGUGCACCAUCAUCACCACCAUCAUCCGCAUCAAGCAGGAGGAAACCACCACCACCACCAUCUGCAUCAUGUUCACCACAACGCCGCAUCGUCCUCCUCGUCCUCAUCGCAUUGCCUAUGUCGCACAGAGACACGGCGCUUCCUCCUCCAAGAGAGCAAGACAAACGCUACGCUCCAGCUCACCAUCACACUCGCGCACAUCGGUGGCAGCCGAGAAUACGUCGUUCCACCUGUUAGGCAAGGCCUCGUCGUCGGCGCCCUCGCGGGUCCCGCGGGCGUGCUCGAGGGAGAAGGCGAAGACACCGCCGGCGGCGGCGACGACAGGAGCAAGUCUGCGGUCAGUCUUCACUCGAGUACCAAUCGCUCUCAACGCCACCUCGACCAUCACCACCACACAUCUGCAGCGCGCAAAGCGACUCGCAUCCCUUCGACCAAUUUCAAAAAGGGCGUCGACUGCAAAACUUACACUCCUCGCAGCACGUCGGGCGUGCCCGUCUCCCUGGUGGAUGCGGGCGCGGUCAGCUCAAAGGGGAAGCGUAGUGCGGGCCAGUUGAAUGGGUUGCAGUUCCACUUUUCGGGGGCGGGCAACUGGGAGAGGGACCCGGAUGACGUCGUCGAGGCCCUCUUCAAGAAUGCCACGUCGAGUACCAAGCAGAGGCAGACGCAGGUGCAUGCACACGCGCACACGCAGACGCAGACGGCGGCUGUGUCUAGCAACACCAAGAGCGGCUUACCUCCUACGAUAGGGGCGGAGAGACCACGCUGUCUCUUCCGGAGCGCUAGCUCGACGGGCAAGAUGGAGCUCACCACGUCGACGGCCACGACAAAGACCUCACAAGGCAAGGAAGCAAGUACCGCCCCCGCGACGCCUCCUGUGAGCCACGCUUCGCCUGCAACAAAGAUGCGCUCCUACUUCUCUUCCUCCUCUGGGCACAAGCGCACCCCGAGCGAGGGGACGAUCAAGUCCAUUGUGGCUGGUGGGUCUAGCAGCUCCCACAGCUCCCCCACGCAGAGUCGUCGCUCCUCCGGUGUACCGGCUGGUGUACUAUCCGGCGCAAGCUCUGUAAUGACUUCGACGUCGACCAGCAGCAGCAACAGCGGCGGCGCCAAGGGUGGCCGUCUCCCUUCUGGAGGCAGUGAUGCGUCUGCCUCCGCGUCGGGCAGCUCAGGUGGGCAGCGCGUCAAGUGGAGCAACGAUGAACGUAAAGGGCCGCGAAGAAGUCGUGGCUCGCCACAAGAAGAGGGGAGUGCUGCUCAGCCGUCAACGUCCCCCAAAGUCGACAAGCACGCGCAGGCGCCCUCGCCCACGACUCUGGGCCCUCCUGCGUCCAUCUCCGAGUCGCCGCGAGCCAUCACCCCGUCCUCAUCAGCAGCACACGGCAUGCUCUCCCCGAGCGCGAGCACGAUCAAAGAUGAGCGCACGCCCGUCGCCAACGACCGGACGCCCACGGGCAAGAAGGCGGCCAUCAGUCCGGCUAAGCCUGCGAAGUGGAGUGCGAGCAAUGCUCACGAAGACAGGCAAGAGGGCGCGGACACGCUCCGCAAGAAGAAGAGUCGAGGCAUGAUGGGCAUUCCACGCGAGCAGGCGGAGUCCCUCGGGUACAGGGGAGCGGGAUGGCGAUCCAGCUCUUCUUCUUCCGCAGGCACUAAACACGACCAAUCAGCGCCAGCAGCUGGAGAUUUCUCCCUCGACACCUCCGCCUCGCGUCCCGGCUCACCCGAUCUACCCGGCAGCCCAGGCAACCCUGCUCGUCCCUCGAGCCCCUUCGCCUUUGGUCUUGGGCUGAUUCGCUCCCGCUCACCGUCACUACAGCGUUUCCCUUCUCCAUCGUAUCGCGCCUUCUCCCCGCCCGCAGGGGAUUGGCGAGAGGAGAUGACUCAAAGCCCGCCGCGCGCGCCUGUCGUGUCGAUUGAUGAAGCAAAGGACGAGGAUCAAGAUCCAAGCCACGAGCGGGAUCAGACAAGUGGCCGAGCGAGCUCGCCCUUCUCGUCACGGCAGGACAAUCUUCAACCGUACGUCAAGGCGCGACUGGGCAGGCCGAGGUCCAAGGUUGGGCUGAGGGAGAGUGAGGAGCAAGAGCGCCAGGCCCAGGCUGGGGACGUACUGCGCGAUCCUUCCACCUCGGGCUGUCCGGGCCCAUCGGUCAAGCAGGGCGAGUUGCCCUGGCCUCUGCCCGUCGAUGAGAAGAGGCAGGGGGACCAGGCUACACCGGCGAACGAUGCGGCGCGCAGCGGUGGCAGUGGGAAGGGAGAGGAGGUCCCCGCGCUCAUCCCCGGCUCGCACGGUGUAACGCACGGCUCGUCCCCCUCUCAGAACCCCAAUGCCGCGUUGUUCUCCAACGAGGCCACGCCAGGCAAGGACGAUCCGGACGAGACGAUUACCGACUCGGCCCCUGUACAACGUCGCAGCCCCCCUUCCCCCGCCCUGCUGGGGCUCGGAGGGAACGUUUGGGCUGACGCUCAGACAGAGCUGGAGUCUCUGCACAUCCUGGACCCCUCGACGUCGCAGCCCACCUCCUCAUCGACGAUGGGCGAGGGUAGUACGACCCCCACCCAUCUGGCUGGUCAUGCGAGCUCGCUACGUCCCCCGCCGCUGCACACCCUCUACCCACCGGGGACGGCCUUCUCUUCCUCUACGUCGUCGCUCGUCAGUAGCAGGCCUAGUUCGAUCCAUUCGCCUUUGCCCUCGCAGAGCACGGAUUCGGAUUUGCAGGCCAGCCAGCCCCGGAGGGCCCGCCAGCAGGAGCAGCAUCAGCAGGAGGAACGGCAGCAAGAUCAGCAAGACCAGGUGGGCGAGGAGGAGGACGGAGAAAACGGGAGGGCUGCUGCGGCCUUACUGGGGAAGAGGCCGGGAGGGGUGCCUGCGCCGGGAAGCUUUGUGGUUAGGGGGGUCGAUGUGAGGGAGGAGGCGAUUCAGCGGCAGCACCACCACCAGCAGCAACCUCAGCGGGGACGGGAGGGAGCCGCUGCUGCUGCUGCCUAG